Molecule: messenger RNA, 792 nt
Organism: Synchiropus splendidus (mandarinfish)
Lineage: Eukaryota; Metazoa; Chordata; Actinopteri; Syngnathiformes; Callionymidae
Gene: pin4
Product: protein (peptidylprolyl cis/trans isomerase) NIMA-interacting, 4 (parvulin)
Exons: 4
Coding region: 58-612 (184 amino acids)
Biological process (GO): rRNA processing
Molecular function (GO): peptidyl-prolyl cis-trans isomerase activity; DNA binding
Source: RefSeq, a predicted model, not a curated record
UUCAGAAAAGCGUGCGGUCGGAAAUCUUUUGCAUUGCUCUUCCGACUCUAGUGACUCAUGUUGAACACGCGUCGGCAGCUCCGUUCGUUUGACCGCAAACCUCGCGAGAGUAACAGCGGUGCCGUCUGCGCAGCUCUACUGCGCAGCCUACCCCAGCACACCCGACAGCCCGUAAACAUUUUUAACGGACAAGUUUCUUCAUUAUUAAUCUAUAUUCGCCAAAGAAUGCCUCCGAAGAAUAAAGGCGGCAAAGGUGGCAAAGGAGCUGCUGCUUCCGGGGCUGCUGAGGCGGACAAGAAGGAAAAAGCGCCGAAAGGCGGCACGUCGGUGAAGGUGCGCCACAUCCUCUGCGAGAAACAUGGAAAAUGCAUGGAGGCCAUGGAGAAGUUGAAGGCUGGAGUUCGGUUCAGUGAAGUGGCCACACAGUACAGCGAAGACAAAGCAAGACAAGGGGGUGACCUUGGCUGGAUGACACGAGGGUCAAUGGUGGGGCCUUUCCAGGACGCUGCGUUUGCUCUACCUGUCAGUUCCAUGGACAAACCGGUCUACACAGACCCCCCGGUGAAGACCAAAUUUGGGUAUCACAUCAUUAUGGUGGAGGGAAAAAAGUGACCGAACCAUACAGUGAUUUUUCCAUCACGUCACACGCCGUCUCUACAUUCUGCCCGAGAAAAGCGGAAAGCCCUGUCUGAGGAAUAAUCUUCACCAGAGUGGUGGGUUUGGUGAAAUUAAUGAUCUGAUAUUCAAUUCACUGGAAAUACCCAGCUGAAAAUAAACUCUUUUUCAUGUUUG